Molecule: messenger RNA, 2516 nt
Organism: Megalops cyprinoides (Indo-Pacific tarpon)
Lineage: Eukaryota; Metazoa; Chordata; Actinopteri; Elopiformes; Megalopidae
Product: carboxyl-terminal PDZ ligand of neuronal nitric oxide synthase protein
Exons: 11
Coding region: 468-2369 (633 amino acids)
Molecular function (GO): nitric-oxide synthase binding
Source: RefSeq, a predicted model, not a curated record
GCUGCCAACCUGGGGGUAUUCGGGCUGCGCCAGCUUUAGACGCGACACGGUGGCUUCGAGUGUUCUUGGAAAUCCAGCGAGUGGAGUAUGGGUUUCUGCAUGCAUUCAGGGUCGGCAGGACCGCUCCGCGUAAGGACAUAGAGUGGAACUUAGAGUUUGCCGCAAAAAGCAGUCUGUGUAACACAAGGGAAUUAAAACCGACUCCUACAUCGGGAAUAAUAGAGAAAGAGGCGCCUAAAUCGAUCCCGUGUGGUUGGGUUCCUGCACAUUGUGUGCGCUGUUUGUGGAUGCAUGACAACAAUGGACUGUCACGCUUUUGAGCGAUUUCACAUCUUCACGUUAUUUCCAUCGGAUAGACGCCAAUAAAGGCUACCCAGUGGCAACACAUUCUUGUUUGGAAAUAAUUUUCUCGCGGUUUGCUGGUGACACGCUGCGCUGGGCGCACGUCGAUCGGGGGUAUUCAGAAAAUGCCAGUACGAAACAGAUACAACCUGGUGGACGAUGUUGGGGAUUCGCGUGUUCCUCUACACAACGAGGAAGCAUACCAACAUGGGAUCAGUUUCCAAGCAAAGUACGUGGGCAGCCUGGACGUGCCGAGGCCCAACAGCCGAAUGGAGAUUGUGGCGGCAAUGAGGAGGAUCAGGUAUGAGUUCAAGGCAAAGAACAUCAAGAAGAAGAAAGUGAGCAUCAUGGUCUCUGUAGACGGGGUGAAGGUGGUCCUGAGGAAGAAGCAGAAGAGGAAAGAGUGGACUUGGGAUGAGAGUAAGAUGCUGGUGAUGCAUGACCCCAUAUACAGGAUUUUCUACGUCUCCCACGACUCUCAGGACCUGAAGAUCUUCAGCUAUAUUGCCCGCGAUGGCUCCAGCAACUCCUUCCGAUGCAACGUCUUCAAGUCCAAGAAGAAGACCCAGGCCAUGCGCAUUGUGCGGACGGUGGGCCAGGCGUUCGAGGUGUGUCACAAGCUUAGCCUCCAGCACGCGCAGCAGAAUGCAGAUGGACAGGCGGACGGUGAGAGUGACAAGUCUGUGGAGGAGCAGCUGACCGACGGCCGCCAGCUGACGGGGGCGGAGCGAGAUGAAGGGGGCAGGGCAGAGGCGGAGUCCCAGGCAGGGACACUGUGCGAGCAGGCAGUCAGCGAGAUUCUCCAGAGCCUGGCGGAGCUGAAUGUGGUCAAGCCCAGCCACAUCCAGGACCUGGAGAAGUGUUCCCUCUACACAGUGUCACAGCGCACCCUCUCUCCAGUCAGCCCCUGCUCCCCCACGCUCACCCCACUGGCUGCUCAGCACCACCUGCAGCUCCUCCAGCACCAGCUGCACCAGCAGCAGCAGCAGACGCAGGUGGCUGUAGCGCAGGUGCAGCUCCUUAAGGACCAGAUGUCAGCCGAGACCGCAGCUCGGAUUGAGGCCCAGGCCCGAGUGCACCAACUGCUCCUCCAGAACCGGGACCUGCUCCAGCAUGUGGCUGUGCUGGUCAAACAGCUGAAAGACCUGGAGGCCAAAGUACACGGUGCUAGCCAGAAUCUGCAGGAGUCCACAUGGAGCUCUGUGUCCACCCAGUCUCUCUCCCUCAACCUGAAGAACCACUACAGCCAAGCAAAGGACCCCCCCGUCACCUCCACCCCUGCGGGGCUCCCCGGGGAUGCCCCCGCACCCGCCGGCCAGGUGGACUGCGCGGAGUCCUACCUCAACCUUCUCAACCUGGAGAAUGGGGCCAAACAGAAGGGAGCUGAUGAGAAGACGGGGAACAGGAGAAGCGCAGAAGGGUCAGAUGUUUUGGGGAACGAGGUCACCAGGGUUGACACCCAGAUGCUCCGAAAGGUGGAUGAGCGGUUUCAGCAGAUUAUACCCAAGCUCAUCCCCCCUCCCCCAUCCACGAACCGCAAGCGACCGAACAGAACACUGUCUCCAGGGCAGGAGUCAGACUCCAGGCCGACGCCGCUGACCACACCCACUGAGGCGAAUGGGCUGGCGAGCCUAGGCAACAGCACAUCCUUCCCGGACAUCACGCCCUGCUCCUUCUCCUCUUGCGACUUCCUGACCCUCAGCAAUGGCGAGAGCGGCUCCUGCUCGGCCAGCGAGGACUCCGGUGUGCGUUCCGAGGAGAAGUCCCUCCUCUCACCUCAGCGGGACGACCCAUUCGAGGAUGCCGGCACCCUGCUCUCUGCCUCCAGCAGCUGCAGCAGCCACCUGGAGGACAGAGGCAACCCUGCCCCCUUGCUCCUCCCAAGCCCUGUCAGGAACUAUGAAGGCUACAACCACACCCUGCCCUUCUCCUCCCCCGUCAACGAAACCUGCCUCCACAUCAGUUUCUCCGAGGACGAGUUGCUGGACACCAGCACGGAGGACUCCAGCAUCCCACAGCGCAGCUAGGGGGACUGGCAGGGGCUGAUAAUACAGACCCAGGUUUUCCUUGCCGCUUCCACUCCUGCCCAGGCUACACCUUGGCUCCCACUGACAUAAUAAACAAGGAACAAGGGAUAAGCUUAAUAAAACUCAACACCCCCAUGAUAAGCUUAA